Suillus bovinus is the source of this 2241-nucleotide messenger RNA. RefSeq lists its product as uncharacterized. The transcript has 13 exons. The record is from RefSeq and is a predicted model, not a curated record. Bases 1 to 2241 code for a protein of 746 amino acids. NCBI's taxonomy places the organism in Eukaryota, Fungi, Basidiomycota, Agaricomycetes, Boletales, Suillaceae.
AUGUCAAGUGUCCCCUUCUGCCUGAUGAACCCAAGACUCACAGCAAGGCAGUGGACAUUCAUACUGAGUCUGAUGCAGACACCAUCCAGACACCCCCAUGCUCGUCGUCGUGCUGGGCCUAAGAGUGUUAUGGUCGGCGACGACAAUGAUGAUGACGAUCCACAAGAGUCAUCUACAACUCGUUGUCAUCCUCCACCCAAGCCUCAUCUGCUUGCAUGGUCCAAACAUUCUGGCCUCAUGACUUCAUCCGCUGAGGAGGAGAUUUUUGAGGCCAAUCAACAAUCCUCCCUGUCUCAUGUUCAACUUGCUGAUGGCACUUCAUUGACACGUGCCGAAUUCAACUCUCUUGCAGAUGAAGAAUUAUGCGCCAACACCCAAGAUGGCAAUGUAGAAACAACAGCUCCUGCAUUGGUUGCUGAAGUACAUAGCACUACUGCGAGCAAGGAUCCAAAUCCUGCCUCUGAAAUUCAAUCAAACGAUCCCAAUGAUGGGACUUCAGCUACUCCUACUGAGUCACACAACACAGGGCAUGGAAGAAAGGACCAUGGCAAGGAUACUUCAGCUGCUGUUGAUACUGCUGCAAAUGAUGGUGACGACGAUGAGGCUGUCCCUGCAAGCAACUUCCCAUCUCCAUCUCGGUUGACGGCCACACAAAAGCAAAAGUCCAAGGUGGUGGUGGACAUCAAUGGAAACAACGACAGCAAAGACAAGGAUGAUGAAGACUUUGUGAAGAUCAAAGGGAGAAUACCUCAAGCAGGUAUCUCAAAGGCGCAGGAGCUUGGAAAGAAUACGUUGGAAGCUGCCAGAGAAAUUGGAAAAGAAUAUGGGAAGAGUGCAAGGACGAUCUUCAUUGAAGCUGGGUUGACGAUGAAGGCAACCCGGAAGGAGUCUCCGUGGAACCAACAUCAGACAUGGUUCGUAGCCACCUGCCCCCUGCCUAAAGGAGUGUUGGGAGCUGUGUUGCCAGCGGAUCUUAAGGCUUGGAAGGUGAAGCAACAAGCUGAUUACAAGGCCCACCCACAUGGUGACCCUCAGCACGCAUCAGUGUGGAAGGAGAUCCUGGAGAACUGGGAUCAUGCUGUCGCGGGUUCAACUGAGGACCUUACAUCACGAUCUGCUGCAGGUCUGAUGAUGGCUGUUCAUGGUGCUUUCACAAAAUCGGCUGCAUACUGGCAUCGCACCUAUGGCAUUCACAUUGCCGGUGUGGCAAUAUUCCCUGGUGAUGAAGAGGCAGGCCACCAAGCAUCAGGACUGUUCGCCGGCUCUGAUAUGGUCAAGGCCCUCAUCAACUCACACCAACUGGAUAUCAAGUGUUGGCUAGAUGAGAUCACCACAAUCCUUAAGUACAAAGACUUGGAAGCCACACACACCAAAGGCAAGACAUUCAGUUUACUCCCCCCUUCUUCCACCACUCCGAACAGUACCCUCUUGUGUAAUGGCAAGCCAGCCAGGGAUAGGAACAGAAAGGUGGUGCCCAUGAUGAUCAGUGAGAAAUUUGCUGAGGCCGGCCACCCGCUCAAAACCUCAAACAGUAGGUGGUUAACCAUGUUGGACAUCCUAUAUGCCAAGAAGCUUUGCAUACAUGAUUGGCCCACUGGUGUUCCCCCGCCUGGCCCCAAUUUUGAUCUCAAGGCUCUAUCUGCAAGUCAACUACGUGCAUUGGUUGCUCCUUAUCUCAGGAUUCAUCUUGGAGCCAUGUACGAGGCUGAGUUAGGCCUUGAUGAUGAUGACAACGAUGACAGCAAGGCAGAGGCAGCAAAGGCAAAGAAGUGCAAAGGCAAGUCCAAGAAGUCAGGUGACAAAGGAAGGAAGAAGGGACCAAUUGCAGAGGAGCCAACUAAUAUCACAACCACACAUGAUAUUCUUGCUCUUGAGAUUCAGGCCUCAAACACGUGUCUCAUCCCCCUCGUCAUCGACACUGACGGCAGGGUCGUUUGUGCCCUCCAAGACUUGGAGAAGUUCAUCAAGGACCUUCCAAAAGACAACACUCCUAGACGCCGCACCAAUGAGGUAAUCAAACAACCCGCUAUCUCUAAUCCAGCAGCUUCACACUCAACCAUGGGAGCUUCGUGCCCCAAUCAGACAGCUUUGCACUUCAACAAUGCAGCUCCGAGCUCCAAUCAUGAAGCUUCGCACUCUCGCCAAUAUACUAACCGAGCUAUCCAUGAGGAUCUCCUGCCUUCAUCGCCGCCUUCAUUACCACCCCAGGAAGCCCCACACUCGUGUCACCCUACUAAUUGA